Molecule: messenger RNA, 6098 nt
Organism: Sus scrofa (pig)
Lineage: Eukaryota; Metazoa; Chordata; Mammalia; Artiodactyla; Suidae
Source: RefSeq, a predicted model, not a curated record
UCUUCCUCUUCUUCCUCUUCUUCUCCAGCAUCCAUUUCCCCUUCCUGUUUUUUUUUUUUUUCCCUUUUGGGACUUUGUUGUAGUGUUGCCGAAGAGUUGGAUGAAAAUUUUUCUAGAAUGAAUGCUCAGACACAUAAAUCCUAGGGAACUGAGUUUGCUGUGGUAAGUGCAAAGGGCGUAAUGUUAGCAAUGGAUACUAUAUGAGUUUUGCAGUGCUGCUGCAACAAAUUACUGCAAACCUGGGGGCUUCAAACAACAGAAAUUUAUUCUCAUAGUUCUGUAAGACAGAAGUCCAACAGCAAAGUGUUGGCAGGGCCAUGUUCCUUCUAAAGGCUCUAGGGGAGAAUUCUUCCUUGCCCCUUCCAGCUUCUGGUGGCUCCUGGGAUUACUUGACUUAUUGGAGCCUAUCUCCAAUUUCUGUCCCCAUCUUCACAUUACCCUCUUUCAUGUGUCUCUGGGUAGCUUCUCUUUUCUUGUCUCUUAUAAGGACACCUGUCAUUGAAUGCGUGGCCCACCCAAAUAUAGGAUGAUACCAGGGUUAAAGUUACCUUAAUUAUAUCUGCAAAGAUCUCUAUGUCAAAUAAGGACACAUUUUAAUGUUCUGAGUAGAUAUAUCUUUUGGGGCUGUUAUUCCAACCACUACACAUACAAAAAGAUGUCAAGCUUAGUGUUAUUUGUUGAGCAUGGCUUCUCUGUGUCCUUUCCCCAUUGAUGGAAAUGUGCUUGGAUUUCUGGCAGUGUUACUCUGUCUCUCUGAGGGAGGGAGAAAGAGACAUCCUAGGUCCUUAGGAACCUUAAAUAACAGCAGAAUGUGCCUCACACCUUCAGAAACGUCAUCCUAAAGAUCCAGCAGAAUUACCUUAUAGGACUGCAAAAACUCCCUUAGGCAAACCAGGAGCUAAGAUAUGGAUUCUAGGCAUAAUUCUUUAAUAUGUCAGCAGGAGCCAAUAUGUGACCACUGAAUAUUUAAAAAAAAAAAAACCCUACAGGGUAUUACAAACAUGCAUUUGCCUUGCAACCAUGUAAUGAUAUAAUGGCCAGUCUGUCACUAUAUGCAAUCAGUUUAAACUCCAGGAGAACCUGGGUGCAGGAGUCCUUGCACUGACCUUCACAGGAACCACGCCCCUCAUUUCAAGUCUGCAUGAUACAGGCCUGCCUGAUUUCAUUUCCUGGCUUCUGGAAUGAGUAAGCGACCCAUGUCAGGCCAAUGCGAGAACUAUCACAACUAUGGACUGACAAAAGGACAGUCAUGUCAUCUAAACUGGAUCAAUGGAUGUGAUAUUCUAAGAUUUUUGCUGGGACUAUUAGGAAAAGGGCACUUUUUGCUGAGAAUCACUAAAUGUAGUCUGAAAAUAGGUAGCCUAAAAGCUACUUUGGCCAUUUUGCCAUCACAUGUACAAGUAUUAUAAAUGUGGAGCUAUUUUUCUUAUAGCAUUAUUAAAAUGUCUAUAUGUACCUCUUCUGAAACUAGUAAAUAAGUGUCCAUUUCCAUGUAUAAGACAGUAAGUGAUGCUCUGCUUUUUUCAUUAGGUCAGUUUACUUGGGGUUCAUUGUUAGAGUGUGAUUAAAAUAAGUACACACUUUACAGAUGGUGUGAAUAAGUAUCUUAAGAUAUUUGACUCAAGUGAGAAAUUAGCGUUGGUUUUCAGUGCUGAGAGGAAAAGCUGGUUUUUAUUUAGCAAGGAUUUUUCUUUUCUUUUGUGGACACUGUAAAUCUUGCAAUUAAUUUUGUUUUCCUCUUGCUAAAAACAAAGUUUGUGACCUCCUUAUAGUAACUGAAAAUAACUUUUAUGCAUUGGAACACUGACCUAGCUUCAUUCUCUUUCAUCUCUAUGUCAUCUUUAUCCUAUUUUCAUAGUUUAUGUGUGAAAGGACAGCCAAGAUUUUUUUUUUUUUUUUUUUUUUUGCUUUUUAGGGCUGCACCCACAGCAUAUGAAAGUUCUCCAGGCUAGGGGUCGAAUAGGAGCUACAGCUGCUGGUAGCUGCUGUACAGCUACAGUCUGCAGUGUACACCAUAGCUCGUGGCAAUGCUGGAUCCUUAACCCACUGAGUGAGGCCAGGGAUCAAACCUGCAUCCUCAUGGUUACUAGUCGGGUUUGUUACCGCUGAGCCAUAAUGGAAACUACCAGCCAAGAAUUAUUAAAAUAAGAUAUUCUCAAAUAAUUAACAUUAAAAAGAGGUGAAUUGUACUGUUCUUGAAUGAAAAUCCAAAUGUAGUAGAAAAGAGAACACUCUUAAUUAAGAAUACAUUAUCUAAUCAGGAACAAAUUAUUGACUAAUGUCCAAACCUCUGCAAACAGUUCAGAAAACAAAAUGAAAUCACAAAAAAAACAACCAUGGAAUAUGUAAAUAUACAUACAUUUUCUUUUUUUGUGUUUUUAGGGUUGCACCUGCAGCAUAUGGAAGUUCCCAGGCUAGGCCAGGGAUCGAACCUGCAUCCUCAUGGAUACUAGUCAGGACUUGCUGAGCCACAAUGGGAACUCCUAUAAAUAUAUUCUCAAUUGACUAAAAUAUUCUUUGAUUCCUAUGUGCUUUAUUUGAAGAAACGGAAAAAAAAGAAACAAAAAUUCUGUUUUAUAUGAAAGAAUUGAAAGCAGAAUCUCAGAGAUAUUUUCACACCCAUGCUCAUAACAGCACAUUUUACAACAGCUAAGAGAUGGUAGCAGCCCAAAUGUCCAUGGACAGAUGAAUGAAUAGAUACAUAUAUCAGAAUAUUAUUCAGCCUUAAAAAGUAAAGAAAUCAGGAGUUCCUGUUGUGGCUCAGUGGUAAUGAAUGAAACUAGGACCCAUGAGGAUGCAGGUUGGAUCCCUUACCCUUCUCAGUGGAUUGCGAAUCUGGUGUUGCUACAAGCUUGGGUGUGUGGCAUAUGCCAGCAGCUGAAACUCUGAUUGGACCUCUAGCCUGGAACUUCCAUAUGCCAAAAGUGUAGCCUCAAAAAGACAAAAAAAGUUAAAUCCACUACAUGCUAUCACAAACAAGUAUGGGAGAUUCCAUUUAUUGAGGUUCCUCGAACAGUCAACUUCAUAGAAACAGGAAGCAGAAUGGUGGUUAGAGGCAUGUGUUGUGGUGCCAUUAAAGGGGAGUUGUUUUUUUAAUGGGUGUAGGGGUUCAUGUUUGCAAGAUGAAAGGUUCUGAACAUAGGUUUCACAAAAACGUGAAUAUACUUAACAUACUAAAUUGUAUACUUAAAAGUGGACAAGAUAGUAAAUUUUGUUAUUUUAAUACAGUAAAAAGGUGAAAUGAUAUAUUUCGAGUUUAAAAUAGGCAUUUUUCCUAAAUGAAAGCCGCUAGUAAACUUAGAUUAGGCAAUUGUUUAGUUUCAAAUCUACAGAGGAAAUAGUAGAGCCUACAUUUUGGCCACAUGGUGUCGCUGUCUACCACAGUGUAUUCUCCUGGAGGAAAUAUACUCAGAGCCCUAUUGUCACUCCAGAGAUGCGGAACAAUAAGAGAAGCAGCAGGACUUAAGCAGAGACUAGAGGACGAUAUUUAAAAUUUUGCAAGACAUGAUAUUUUAAUUUGAUCAACUCACCGAGGAUUGGUAAUGGUGUCUCCUAAGAGUAGGGACGGGGAGGUCCGGCGUCUGCUACUCUCGCUUCUGCUCCUCGCAGCCUGGGAGGCCGGGAGCAGCCAGGUCCGCUACUCGGUCCCGGAGGAGGCGAAACACGGCACCUUCGUGGGCCGCAUCGCCCAGGACCUGGGGCUGGAGCUGGCGGAGCUGGUGCCGCGCCUGUUCCGGAUGGCGUCCAAAGGCGGCGGAGACCUUCUGGAGGUAAAUCUGCAGAAUGGCAUUUUGUUUGUGAAUUCUCGGAUCGACCGGGAGGAGCUGUGCGGGCGGAGCCUGGAGUGCAGCAUCCACCUGGAGGUGAUCGUGGAGCGGCCGCUGCAGGUAUUCCAUGUGGAGGUGGAGGUGAAGGACAUUAACGAUAAUCCUCCUGUGUUCCCCGGAACGCAAAAGACUCUAUUUAUGGCGGAAUCCAGGCCGCUUGACUCUCGGUUUCCACUAGAGGGCGCCUCGGAUGCAGAUAUCGGUGUAAACGCCCUUCUCUCCUACAAGCUCAGCUCCAGUGAGUUUUUCUUUCUAGAUGUACAGACAAAUGAUGAACUAAGCCAGGCUUUGUCUCUUGUACUGAGGAAAUCUCUGGACAGAGAGGAAACUGCUGAGAUUAAUUUGUUACUGGUAGCUACUGAUGGGGGGAAACCUGAGCUCACGGGCACUGUUCAACUGCUUAUUAAGGUAUUAGAUGUGAAUGACAACGAACCUACUUUUGACCAAUCAGUUUACAAAGUACAACUGUUAGAGAACAUCGCAAACGGAACGUUGGUGAUUAAAUUAAAUUCUUCUGAUGCAGAUGAGGGAUCCAACAGUGAGAUUGCGUAUUCAUUUAGUGGCGAUGUGUCACCCAAUAUAAAGACCAAGUUCAAAAUAGAUCCUGGCUCAGGGGAAAUCAGAACCCAGGGACAAUUAGAUUAUGAAGAAACGAAAUCCUAUGAGAUUCAAGUUAUUGCUUAUGACCAUGGAAAUCCAUCAAUGUCUGGCCACUGUAAAAUUUCCGUAAAACUUGUGGACAUCAAUGAUAACACACCAGAAGUCUCAAUCACGUCUCUUUCACUUCCCAUCAGAGAGGAUGCUGAGUUGGGUACCGUCAUUGCCCUCAUGAAGGUGUCUGACCUAGACUCUGGUGUCAACGGAGAGGUUACCUGCACGCUGACUCAUCAUGUUCCCUUCAAGCUGGUGUCCACCUUCAAGAAUUACUAUUCGCUGGUGCUGGACGGCACCUUGGACCGCGAGAGCGUUGCGAGCUACGAGCUGGUGGUGAGCGCGCGGGACGGCGGCUCGCCUUCGCUGUGGGCCACGGCCCGCGUGUCGGUGGAGGUGGGCGACGUGAACGACAACGCGCCGGUGUUCGCGCAGCCCGAGUACACGGUGUUCGUGAAGGAGAACAACGCGCCCGGCUGCCACAUCUUCACGGUGUCGGCGCGCGACGCGGACGCGCAGGAGAACGCGCGGGUGGCCUACUCGCUGGUGGAGCGGCGGGUGGGCGAGCGCGCGCUGUCGAGCUACGUGUCGGUGCACGCGGAGAGCGGCCAGGUGUUCGCGCUGCAGCCGCUGGACCGCGAGGAGCUGGAGCUGCUGCAGUUCCGGGUGAGCGCGCGCGACGCGGGCGCGCCGCCGCUGGGCAGCAACGUGACGCUGCAGGUGUUCGUGCUGGACGAGAACGACAACGCGCCCGCGCUGCUGCCGCCGCCGCCGCCGUCGCCCUGGCCGCCGCACGGGUGGGCCGGGGGCGCGGGCGGCGGGGCGGGCGUGGUGAGCCAGCGGGUGGCGCGGUGGGUGGGCGCGGGCCAGGUGGUGGCGAAGGUGCGCGCGGUGGACGCGGACUCGGGCUACAACGCGUGGCUGUCGUACGAGCUGCAGGAGGCGGCGGCGCCGGGGGGCGCGCGGAGCGCGUUCCGCGUGGGGCUGUACACGGGCGAGAUCAGCACGACGCGCGCCCUGGACGAGGCGGACGCGGCGCGCCAGCGCCUGCUGGUGCUGGUGAAGGACCACGGCGAGCCGGCGCUGACGGCCACGGCCACCGUGCUGCUGUGGCUGGAGGACGGCGGCGCGGCGCCCAAGGCGUCUUCGCGGCUGGUGGUGGGCCCCGCGGCGGCGGCGGAGGCGGCGCUGGUGGACGUGCACGUGUACCUGGUGGUGGCGAUCUGCGCGGUGUCGAGCCUGCUGGUGCUGACGCUGCUGGUGUACACGGCGCUGCGGUGCUCGGCGCCGCGCGGCGAGGGCGCGUGCGUGCCCGGGCCGGCCCGGCUGGUGUGCUCGAGCGCGGUGGGCAGCUGGUCUUCGUCUCCGCGGCGGCGGCGGCAGCGGUGUGCUCUGGGGAGGGGCCGCCCAAGGCCGACCUCAUGGCCUUCAGCCCCAGCCUGCCUCAAGGUCCAGGCUCAGCAGAAGAAAGACAACUCUCAGAAGCAGAACAAUUAGGAAAGCCACGGCAGCCCAACCCUGACUGGCGUUACUCUGCCUCCCUGAGAGCAGGAAUGCACAGCUCUGUGCACCUGGAGGAGGCUGGCAUUCUACGGGCUGGUCCAGGAGGGCCUGAUCAGC